This is a messenger RNA of Paralichthys olivaceus (Japanese flounder), 3503 nucleotides long. It is a transcript of the gene smpd4, whose product is annotated as sphingomyelin phosphodiesterase 4. Lineage: Eukaryota; Metazoa; Chordata; Actinopteri; Pleuronectiformes; Paralichthyidae. The record is from RefSeq and is a predicted model, not a curated record. Gene Ontology annotation, biological process: sphingomyelin catabolic process; glycerophospholipid catabolic process; ceramide biosynthetic process. Gene Ontology annotation, molecular function: sphingomyelin phosphodiesterase D activity.
GCACACAGAAGAAGAAGCGCUGCCGCCUGCGUCAGGUUUGAACGGAUGGACGGAAACGCGGUUCGUCGGUAAACUGGAGGAUCACUUGAGCUUUUGUCAGCGGCGGAGGUCGGAGGUACAGAGGACUGAACAUAGAAGAGAGGAACCGUGAGGCUCCUCCAUGGCUGCUCCAACCCUGCUACAGCCCAGUUUCCUGCUGGCAAACCUCAAAGCUGAUGCCACCACCAAACCUCUCCUCCAGCGAUGCCAAGACCUGGUGAAGAUCAUUGAUGAAUAUCCUGCCAAGGAGCUGCACCUGAUUUUCCCCUGGCUGGUGGAGUGUGUGUUUGGGAGUCUGGACGGCAUCAUCGCCGGCUGGAACCUGCGACUCCUGCACUCGAGAAGCAACGAGUACCACAUUGUUAUGGAUUUUCUAAACCCCAGCGGGCCGAUGAUGAAGCUUGUGUACAAACUUCAAGCAGAAGAGUACAAAUAUGAAAUACCCGUCAAUUAUCUCCCGGGUCCUGUGAAGGCCUGUAUCCAGGAAGGAGUCCUCCCCGACUGUCCGCUGUUUCACAACAAGCUGCAGUUCCCCCUGUCCGGUCUGCUGACCCUGAACCUCGCUCUCAAUCCCUUUGAAUUUUUCAUGUUUAACUUUGCCUACUGUCUCAUCGUGCCAAAGAGCUACCCUCAAGGCCAACAUGGAAGCUCCACAGACAGUGCCUACUUUGUGCUGGUGGACACCUACCUGAAAUAUUUCCUCCCCAGUGAAGGAACGGUGCCUCCGUCUCCUUUCUCUGACUCCAGAGGUUCUGUCACUGCACCCUCACCAAGAUCUUCCAGCAUUUCUUUCGCUGGUUAUGGCGUCCACAGCCCCAGUCUCCUGAAGCAUCACAUAUUCCAUCAGCCCUCAGUGAACGCAGAGCCCUCAGCUCAGGAAAUCUGGAGGUCAGAGACACUGUUACAGAUGUUUGUAGAGGUCUGGCUCCAUCACUACUCGUUGGAGAUGUACCAGAAGCUUCAGUCUCCUCAGGUUAAGGAGCCCUUCACCCCGACAGAGGAGCACGUGCUGGUAGUGCGUCUCCUGGUGAAACAUCUGCACGCCUUCUCCAACAGCCUGAAGCCCGAGCAGCUGUCGUCUUCGCCCUCGGUCCACUCGCACACUCACACCAGCCCGCUGGAGGAGUUCAAGAGAGUAGUGGUGCAGCGUUUUGUUCAACAGAAACUCUACCUGUUUCUUCAGCACUGCUUCGGUCACUGGCCUCUGGACGCCUCUUUCAGAGCGGUGCUGGAGACGUGGUUGAGCUACAUUCAGCCGUGGAGAUACACCGGGGAGAAGAUCAACCCUCAGCCAGACCAAAACAGAACAGUCCCUGACAAAUGGGAGUCGUUUGCUCAGGAGAACCUGCUCAUGUACACAAAGCUCUUCCAGGUUUUUUUGAACAGAACCGUGAGGACGGAUCUGGUCAACGCCAAAAACGCGCUGAUGGUUUUCAGGGUCGCCAAAGUCUUCGCUCAGCCAAACCUUGCAGAGAUGAUCCAGAAAGGUGAGCAGCUGUUUCUGGAGCCCGAGCAUGUCCUCCAUCACCGUCAGCCCCGCGGCUACCUGACGCCGAGCCAGGGCGGCAGCUACCUGUCGUCACGGCAAAAGGUGGUGACGGACAUGGUGUUCAGGGUGAAGAGCCACGUCUAUUCCUUGGAAGGUCAGGACUGUCAGUACAAGCAGAUGUUCGGCACCGAGCUCAGAGGAGCGGUCAUGAAGUUGAUCCAGAUGAUUGCACAAGCCAGACAGACGGCCAAGAGGAUAUCAGACCACUCCAACGAGGCGGCGGCCAGUUCCUCCUUCCUGUCCUGGUUUGGUUUGAGCUCCUCCGAUCACAACAACACGUUCUCUGGAGCCGAGUCAGAGGAGAGCGGCGAGUGUCUGAAAAAGACCCACGAGUUCCUGGACAGAGCUCUGGAGAACCUGUGUCUGAUCUUCAAGCUGAACCAGGGGCAGCUGACUCAGCUCAUUUCAAACCUUAGUUCUUCUCAGGAUGACGGCAACUGCAAGCAGCUGCCAGACUGCAUCCAGGGAGAGAACGGACUCAUCCUCACUGACCUGGGUCGGAGGCAGAUCAUAAAUGGACUGCGCAGGUUCGACCUUCAGUACCAAGGCGACCCGGAGCUGCAGCCCAUCAGGAGCUAUGAGAGCGCCCUGCUGGUCAGGCUGUUCUACAGGAUCUCCUCUCUGCUCAAUGAGAGGUUCGGAGGACACAUGAGUGCGCUCUGCUCACGGCCGGACUUCCUGGGUCGCCUUGGUUGUCACUACCUGACGGAUCCUGAUUCUGCCAGGAAGCCAAACCAGAGCCCGGUGUCUGUGCGGACGCUGGAGAGGAACCGGCCGCCGAGGCUGAGCCUGCGCCCCCUGGCCAGCUACAGGACGAUUCUGCUGCUGUUGCUCCUCUACGUGUUUGGAGCGCUCCUGUCAUUCGGCCCCGUGUCCAGCACGCUCAUCAUCCUUGCGGGGGGCUUCCUGUACGGACUGUUCAUGACGUUGUUUGGAGACAAACUGAAAACGCACUAACUGAGACCAGGAGUUUCUGCACAUCUGAAGAAAAAACACACUUGACAAUUUUCGAUCAACGCCACCUUGUAAUGGUGAGAGCAAAAAAAUGUGUGAGAGCUAAUGAACGAAGUGUUGACCGGUCCUGUUUGUGCAUCAUCGAUUAAUCAGCCUGUUGAUUCAGAAAACCUUUUACACUUUCCUAAAGUCUUCAAAGUAUUUUCUUCUGUCCCAACAUCAGUUUUCAAACGUAGACUGUAAUUAAAGAUGGACGACACAUCUCCACUUCCUCCCACUCUCCACAAAUGAAGCCAAAUAUUUCUGAUACGAGCGCAGACAUCUUGUUUUGAAGACCCCCCCCCCCCUCCAAUAAACACACUCGGUAAAUCACCAGUCGGUAAAUCACCAGUCUCAGCUGUCAAUCGUGACGUCUCUGCCCGGUUUUACAUCAUCAAAGUCAUGUCGUCCAUCUUGAUUCACUGUCUGCGGUUGAAACCCAAAAUAUUCACUUUGCUUACGUUCUUAAGCCGAACCCUUUAAAGUAAAAAAGAAAUGAAGCAAGGUUUUACUUUUGAGAAUUUUGAACAAAAGAAGUAUUUUUCUAUUAAUAGAAAAUAAAUGGUCAGUUUUCAGUUCAGAUGAUAAUAAAGGUUGUUUUUGUCACAGAUGUCGAUGUUAGUGAGGAAUUAGUCUGUUAAAUAACAGUCGAUCAUUUCACAUGUGUUCAUUUUCAAAACAUCUUUAGGAUGUGUAGGAAUUCCUGUUGCAACGAAUGGUAACCUUUUUAUUUGAGCUUUUCCCCAUUUUUAAAAAGUGCUUCAUGUAUAAAGAGAAAACUUUGUACAUGAACACAGUGUCACCUCCCUGGUUUAUGUUUUAUUUACAGAUUGACUUGACGUACUUUUACACUAGACAGUUUUUCUCGGUGAAAGCAAAAAUACUUUCUGUCCAAAAGGCUGAAUAAACUUUUUGCACUAGU